Messenger RNA from Hippocampus comes (tiger tail seahorse), 941 nucleotides. RefSeq names its product ras-related protein Rab-30-like. Gene Ontology annotation, molecular function: GTP binding; GTPase activity. The transcript has 4 exons. The record is from RefSeq and is a predicted model, not a curated record. Bases 245 to 925 code for a protein of 226 amino acids. Gene Ontology annotation, biological process: Rab protein signal transduction. NCBI's taxonomy places the organism in Eukaryota, Metazoa, Chordata, Actinopteri, Syngnathiformes, Syngnathidae.
UGAGUUUGCAGUGCAGCGUUCCGUUAGGCGAAGACGUCAUUGAAGUGCAGUCGUCCUCCUCCUCCUCCUCCCUCCUUCUCGUCCAUCAGAAGGAGGACGCGGACACACACAGGAAUUGGGACUACUUACUCCGCAGCCAGCCGUGCUGUACUGUGCCGUGUGUGGCCGCUUGAUGAGGUGACCUAUGCAUCGCCAGUAGCCGUCAAAAGCGGGGACAUCCCCUGUUCGUUCUUUUGAGUUGAGCAUGAGUAUGGAGGAUUAUGACUACCUGUUCAAAAUCGUUCUGAUCGGGAACGCCGGAGUCGGGAAGACAUGCCUCGUACGCCGCUUCACUCAGGGCCUUUUCCCGCCCGGACAGGGCGCGACGAUCGGGGUGGAUUUCAUGAUUAAGACGGUGGAGAUUAAGGGGCAGAAGGUGAAGCUGCAGAUAUGGGACACUGCGGGCCAGGAGAGGUUCCGCUCCAUCACUCAGAGUUACUACCGCAGUGCCAACGCCCUCAUUCUGACCUACGACAUCACCUGCGAGGACUCCUUCCGGUGCCUUCCCGAGUGGCUGCGGGAGAUCGAGCAGUACGCCAACAGCCAGGUUGUCUCCGUCUUAGUCGGUGAGUGGCCUUUAGUUCGGAGGAGGUACGUCUCAGAUUCUCAAGUCUAUCGUCAAAUGACAAAUGACAACACGUUGGGAGUCGGACAAGUAACAAGAUCGACCUGUCGGAGAAGCGUGAGGUGGCUCGGCAGCGUGCCGAGGACUUUGCUGAGGCGCAGCGCAUGCUGUACCUGGAGACCUCCGCCAAGGAGUCGGACAACGUGGAGAAGCUCUUCCUGGACCUGGCCUCCCAGCUCAUCCGCGAGGCCAAGCACAACAAGCUGGACGACAACGAGGCGGCCCCCGCGCCCGGCGAGGGCAAGACCAUCAGCUACCUGAGCUGCUGCAGCCUCAA